Molecule: messenger RNA, 1068 nt
Organism: Puccinia graminis f. sp. tritici CRL 75-36-700-3
Lineage: Eukaryota; Fungi; Basidiomycota; Pucciniomycetes; Pucciniales; Pucciniaceae
Exons: 4
Coding region: 1-1068 (355 amino acids)
Source: RefSeq, a predicted model, not a curated record
AUGGUCAAAGAUGAGUACGAUGAGGAAUCAAAGCGCCCUGGAUUUGUUCCUUUCAAGAAGUUCUUUGAAACAAACGAUGAUCGGAAGGAUGCCUUCCCUCUUCUGGUUGGCAUAGAGAAUGAGGCGCUCCUCAGGCGAUAUCGGGCGCUGGUUGGGACAUAUAGGGAGGUCAAAGACUACCUCGAUCGAUCAGGCAGUGGUGGGCUCCUUGGGGCUUUAAUCCAAUUUGGAUUACCACAUCGGCUCUAUGACAUUCUGUUAGACAUGAAUGCCAGUAAUCCAGCUGCCAAUGGUGUCGGACAAGGAGAGUUGGACGACAACAUUGAGGAUCUACUUGCCGACGACAUUAGCGUAUCUGAGGCCCCAUCUGAAGAGAGUGGGGCCGAUGAGCCCACCGGGGCCGAUUGCAAUAUCAACACCACCCGUGAUUCACCCGCCAGUGACCCCAGGCCCAAGAAGCGAGGUCGACGCGAGAGGACCCCCUUAACCGCAGAAGAAAGAGCCCUCGACUCCUCGUCCCCCCUCCCUGAAGCCCUGGUCUUGCCGGUCCCCCCAAGGGCCCAAGGGAUUCCCAGCUCCUCAUCCGCGGCGGCAGCUAAACCCAAGGCGCCGCCGGCCCCUAAGGGGGGAGCUCCAAGUCCUGCAAUGGCAACCAAGAAACCAACUGUCACACGCCCACCUGUUGCUAUAGCUACCCUCCUCGCCGGCGCGUCGCAGGAGGCAUCAUCUCAGUGGGCCAUGGAUGAGCGACAGCGCGCAGAGGCGAACCGAGCCGACGAACGGCGCAUUGCGGAAGAAAAGGCCGAACUGAAAGAACAGAUUCGCCAGGACCAACUGCUCCAGGCCAAGCAAGAGCGCGAGGACGCUCGCGAACAGGCCCGAUUCAAUCGAGAGGCCGCGGCGGAUCGUGCUGCCGAGCGGGCUGCAGAGAGGGAGGCCGACCGGCGCGAGGAGACGCGUCGCUACGAGGCAAAUCAGGAGAGGCUUGCGGCGGCUCAGGUGGCAGCUCAGGCAGCACAAAUGGCGAUGUUUGCUGGCCUAAUGGGCAAGGGGGCUGGUAAUCCAUGA